AUGCUCAAAGUCAGAAAUUUAAAGCUUACGUUUCGAAUGCAAACAUAUGGCUUAUUAUUCUUUGUUAAUAAAUCAAUUAAUUGCUAUAAUUUAUUAAUAAUCUUAUUAGAAUAUUGCAUAAUGAAGAUUUCUAGUUUGAUAGAAGAAAUUAUUGAAACAGGUUCCCAAGGAAAAGAACUUAUAAAGGAUGCUUUUAUCAUCGGCAUCGCUUGGGGAAGAUAGUAUGAAUUAUUCAUAUACAUACUAGACAAUUGCGCACCCUUGAAGAUUUAUAGUCAGCUAUAAAAUUCAUAUUAAAAGUAAACGAAAAAAUUGACAAUUCUUUGGAAAGUCCAUUUAGCAAAGAAGAUAAAUAUGAAAAUUUUGUAGUUGAUUAUGUAAUGAUCCAUCUUUAUAAAGAAUUUUGCAUUAUUCACCAAACCUGGUGCAAUAAAACUAUGUUAGACAACACCUCCAUAAAAGAAGACGUAAGAGAAUUAGUAACCAAUCAAAAAUUAAAAAUCGAAUUCUCCAUUUUAUUUUUAAGGUUCUCCACAAAAAACAUAGUAUGCAUAAACCUCAAAAAUGUGUUAAUUGUGUAACUUUGUUAUUGAUACAAAGACAAAUGAUCAAAAAGCAGUACUCUUGAGAUGCAGCCAUCAAUUUCAUUUUUUAUGUUUAUCAAUAUCAACAUUUGCUUAAGGCAAUCACUGCCCAAUUUGUUAAGAACAAUUAGAAAAAAAAUACCCUGAAUAUAUUUUUGAUCAAUUACCUCAAUAACUUAAAUCUAGUUGCCCAUAAAUAGGUUGUUCAAAUUCUUUUUUAUAUUAUGGUUAGGAUGUCUUUGAUUGCUCAUUCUGCAAAACGUAAUGGUGUUUAAAAUGCAAGAAAAAAUAUCAUAAGAAUUAAGCAUGUACUUUUGAAAUAGAUCAUUUUGAAAUGAGGCUUGGAUAAAAAUUUAAAUAUUGCUUAAACUGUAACAAAGUGUUAUUCUUAACUGAGCUACCCUAAGAUUCCAAUAAUUAAGGAAUUAUGCCACUGCAUUGUGAAAAAUGA
Molecule: messenger RNA, 1035 nt
Organism: Paramecium octaurelia
Lineage: Eukaryota; Ciliophora; Oligohymenophorea; Peniculida; Parameciidae
Source: the annotation of a GenBank genome assembly